AGGCCGUAUGUUUGCCCUUACGACGGCUGCGGUAAAGGCUUCACCAGAGACUUCCACCGCGCUCGACACAUUCUUACGCACACCGGGGAAAAGCCGUUCGAGUGCACAGCUGAUGGCUGCAAUGAGAAAUUCCGAACAAAAUCAAACUUAAAGAAGCACAUUGAGCGCAAGCAUCAGAAUCAGAAAAGGCAAUAUGUGUGCGACUUUGAAGGCUGUAACAAGUCUUUCAGGAAGCAUCAACAACUUAAAGUUCAUCAGUGUUACCACACCAAUGACCCUCCCUUCAAAUGUAAUAAUGAAGGAUGUGGAAAGUGCUUUUCUACCCCAAGUCAUCUAAAGCGGCACGAAAAGAUACAUGAAGGCUAUGCAUGCAAGAAAGAAAACUGCUCAUAUACUGGAAAAACUUGGUCAGAGCUUCUGAAACAUAAUAAAGAAAGUCAUGCAGACACAAUUGUUUGCAGUGAGUGUAACAAAAUUCUUAAAAGGAAAGAUUACCUCAAGCAGCAUCAAAAAAUACAUGCUGCCGAGAGGGAGGUCUGCAGAUGCCCAAAAGAAGGAUGUGGGAGAACUUAUACAACUGUAUUUAACCUUCAAAGCCACAUUCUCUCUUUUCAUGAGGAGAAAAAGCCUUUCUCUUGUGAUUAUCCAGGCUGUGGAAGAACAUUUGCGAUGAAGCAGAGCCUAGCAAGGCAUGCAGUUGUACACGAUCCUGAGAAGAAAAAGCUCAACCUGAAACGUUCUCAUCCUAAGAGGAGCUUAGCCUCUCGUCUGAGUGGCUACAUUCCUCCUAAAACACAGCCAGGGAAGGAUGCUGUUGUGACACAAAGCAAGACAAUGGAUAAGCCCACGGAAAGUGAAAUACCAACUGUUGAAAUUCUGACUCUGCAGUAA
This is a messenger RNA of Nestor notabilis (Kea), 891 nucleotides long. RefSeq names its product general transcription factor IIIA (gene GTF3A). NCBI's taxonomy places the organism in Eukaryota, Metazoa, Chordata, Aves, Psittaciformes, Psittacidae. The transcript has 8 exons. The record is from RefSeq and is a predicted model, not a curated record. The annotation marks the transcript as partial. Gene Ontology annotation, cellular component: nucleus.